Melanotaenia boesemani (Boeseman's rainbowfish) is the source of this 2694-nucleotide messenger RNA. RefSeq names its product syntrophin, basic 1 (gene sntb1). The coding region runs from base 810 to 2459 and encodes 549 amino acids. NCBI's taxonomy places the organism in Eukaryota, Metazoa, Chordata, Actinopteri, Atheriniformes, Melanotaeniidae. The transcript is spliced from 8 exons. The record is from RefSeq and is a predicted model, not a curated record. Gene Ontology annotation, cellular component: intracellular anatomical structure; synapse; dystrophin-associated glycoprotein complex. Gene Ontology annotation, molecular function: protein binding; structural molecule activity.
UCAUUUUUCUCAGCCUCUUUGUCACUUACUGCUGGAUUUGUCCCGGUGAAGAGAUGUAGAGCAAGUGUUUCAGGAGGGGGAGUUAGAAUGGAUCUGACCUUCCCAACUAAACACAGCCUUUCUGUUUUUCCCUGAUGGAUACAUGACAACCGGCAGAGGCACAUUCUUGCAGGCGCGUAACCGAGCGACGUGAACGCGAUCUAGUACAGUAGAGCGGGACUCAUCAGUUUUAGGUCUGUUUAAGAUUCUUUUUUUAAGAUAGUAUUUUUUUAAUUAUUUUUUAGCGUGUAAAUGCACGUUUUUCAUGUAGCCAAAUUGCGCACAUAACAGAAAUAUGGGAUAAAUCACAAAACACGCUUUCAUUUAAUUUUAAAGAAAUGUGCAGAUUAAUAUAGAUUUUCGUGUCCGAUUAUGUUAUGGAAUAUUCUAAAUAUGAGAUGCGAGUGACCUCUGAAUGAAGGCUACUGGAUUUUUUAAACAAAUUGGCACAUAUUUGCUGCAUUAGUUGUGUCUCAGAUCAACUUGUACAACGGUGAGCAAUUUUUGUGCAAGAUGAAUCUAAAGAUGGGAUCGGCUGGUGUCGUGGGGAGGAACACUCCACCCAACAGAUAGGAUCUUUGGGCAGGCAGAGGGGAGGGCAGCUUGUGCCGAGUGUUCUGGCUGGCUGCUCGGGACGCUUGACAAGUCCCGCUGAAAAACUUCACAGGGGCAAAGUCCAGCCUGCAGCGCAAAGGAAACGGGGUGUAAGUGGGUGUGUGAGAACGCGCUGGGAACUUAAUCACAUGUGAUUUUACAGAAAUGCUCCAAAGAUGGCGGUGGUAGCAGCGGCAGGAGUCUCGAGUAGCCCUGGAGUGCAAAAAAGUGGAUUUGUGGAGGUUUUGGUGCGGGAACGGUGGCAUAAAGUUUUGGUCAACUUGAGCGAGGAAGCGCUCACGUUGAGCUGCGAGGAGGGCAGCGUAAACGACAACGUCAGCUCUAAUGGCAUUACCAAUGGAUCUUACCUUGACAACAGUAACGCCAACUCCAAUAAUGGCCCCCAAAUUGUUCGCACCGCUUUCACGGACCUCCCGGAGCGAGUGCCCGAGGCGAUCGCCAACAAAAAACGGUGCGUCAAGGUGACCAAGCAGGAAGUCGGGGGACUUGGCGUAAGCAUUAAAGGGGGCAAGGAGAACAAGAUGCCUAUCCUCAUAAGUAAGAUAUUCAAGGGGCUUGCAGCAGACCAGACCCAGGCUCUCUAUGUUGGGGACGCCAUCCUGUCGGUGAACGGCAUGAACCUGCGGGAUGCGACUCACGAUGAGGCUGUGCAGGCGCUGAAACGAGCUGGGAAGGAGGUGACUCUGGAAGUCAAGUACAUGCGUGAGGCCACACCGUAUGUCAAAAAAGGCUCCCCUGUAUCAGAGAUCAGCUGGGAGACACCUCCUCCUGAGUCCCCACGCCCCAGCAGCCCUCCUAUCACCUUAUCCCCCUCCUCUUCUUCUGACCCUCCGAGUCCUCCUAUUCAGUCCUUCCUGCCUCUGAAUGGUGACAGAAGGUGCAUACCACUGAAGAUGUGUUACAUAACACGAGCAAUGACCACACCAGAUCCUGAGAACAGACAGCUAGAGCUUCACUCUCCUGAUGCCCGACACACCAUAGUGCUUCGGUGUCCAGACCAACCAUCUGCCCUGUCCUGGUUCUCUGCCAUGCACUCUGUCACAUCAACACUGGCACAGCAGGCGAUGGCAGAGGUCAUCCAGAACACAUCCAGGACAGGAAUUGCUGGCAGCAAAGUGAUACGACAUCUGGGAUGGCUGGCAGGGAAGACAGAGAGUGAGAAGCAGUGCUGGAAGCCGGUGCUGGUGGUGGUGACAGAGAAGGACCUGCUGCUGUAUGACAGUUUGCCACGAGGCAAGGAGGCCUGGCAGAGCCCUGCACACACGUUCCCACUUUUAGCAACACGAUUGGUCCACUCUGGCCCUGACCGGGGGUCGCCUAGCUCUGGCACAGAGCUUUUCUUUGCCACUCGGACUGGUACGCGACUCGGCAUCGAAACUCACCUUUUCAGGGCUGAGACCACCAAGGAUCUAUCCCUGUGGACUAGACACAUAGUAAAUGGAUGUCAUGCAUCAGCUGAAAUGAUCAAAGAAGUCACAACAAGUUGCCUGUACAAGGGUCAGGAGUGUCGGCUGGUGAUUCACUAUGAGCAGGGCUUCUCUGUGCUGGCUGACCCGAAAGCAGGAGACGAGGAUGAUUGUGACCAGAGAGUAGUUAACAAUUCUGUCAAGCCCCAAGUGCUCCUCUCCUACCCCUUCGAAAAACUAAAGAUGUCCUCUGACGAUGGAGUACGGAUGCUUCUCCUUGACUUUGGAGGAAAAGAAGGCGAGAUUCAGCUGGACCUCCACUCGUGUCCGAAGCCAAUUGUCUUCAUCCUCCACUCCUUCCUUUCUGCUAAGAUCUCCCGCCUGGGUCUGGUAGCCUGACUGUCUCACUAAAGGGACGUUUCAGCUCUCUUGACAGCAAAUCCACUGUUUCUUCAUCUGCAUCUUGCAUGCAGUACACCACCUCAAACAUCUUCAGUUGGAAACCUAAGCUGAGUGAAUGUAGCCUCUACUGUAUGUUGAAGAAAGGAACUGUGAUUGUUCAUGUACCUGACAGAUUUUGGGGGGGUAAAUGACGCCUGUAAGGGCUGCAAGGUCUGGAAUGUUAACUGGAGAG